Molecule: messenger RNA, 804 nt
Organism: Rubroshorea leprosula
Lineage: Eukaryota; Viridiplantae; Streptophyta; Magnoliopsida; Malvales; Dipterocarpaceae
Source: the annotation of a GenBank genome assembly
ACCCUAGUGCUUCCAGGAACCCCCAACGUCAGAAGGAUGAAGACGAUAACGGGGGGAGUUAUUUCUUCAACGCCGGCCUCUCUCUCCAAGGCGGCCAAAGUCGUCUCCAAUUUCUCCGCCAUUGAAAGCUUUGCUUCACAAGUUAUCAGCGCCUACAUUCGACGCGCCGCUGUGUCAUUCAACGAGUUGAAUCAGAUUCACCGGGAAAUUGAAAAAUCGUCGAAAUCUGAGAAAAAGCAUAAGAAAUGGAAAUGCGACAGCACCGUUAUGGGUACUGAGGAAUUCGGGUGUGCAAAUCAUGAGAGAAAGAAGCAUUCGAAGAAACACAAGCAUGAGAAAGGCGGUGCUUUUGAGGGCGAAAUGACCGUUGAGGAUGGGGAGAAACCAACUCGCGGUGAGUUAAUUGAGGAAGUGGGUGAGAAAAGGAAGCAUAAGGUUGAUGGAAAAAUUGGCAAUUUUGAUGAAGAGGGGAGAGAAAUUAAUGGAGAAACUGGAGGUAAAGUGAGAAGUAAGGAAGGAAAGAAAGAGGAGAGAAAGAAGAAGACGAAUGAGGAGAUUCAAGAAAGCAAUUCUUCAGAGCAGCAGAGUAGGAAGAAGAAGAAGAAGAAGAAGAAGAAGAGAAAAAGUGAAGGGGAUAGUUAAUUGAUCAUAGACCUGGUUAGCCUUUUAGCAGUUUUUGCUGUAUUGUUUUGAAGUAAUUUCCAUUUUUUCUUUGGAUUAGAGUUACAUUGUAAUGAUGAGGAAAAUUGUCAUUGUUGUGACUCAUAUUCAGUUACUCAUUGCAAUUAAAUCUAUUUAUUUUUU